AUGGCGCUCUCUUCCCAUAACGCUCAAAGGUGGCGCCGGGCGGCACGAGGAAAUCUCCACUCAUGGAAAAUGGCUGAUCACCAGAUCGAUGACCCCAAGAUCGCAUUUGCUUAUCUGCGUCCUUCCUGUGUUCUUUUGACCAAAGAGCCCACUCUCUCCAACAUAGAGACUCUGAGUGGCCACCUCCGUGAUGUUAGUGAUGUCGCCCUCCAGCAACUUCAGGACUAUGUCCUGUUCCCCCUUCGCUUUGUCCUCAAGACCCCUGGAUCCAAGCGUGAGGGUCUUGUCCAGGCCGUCAUGGAGGCCAUGGCCUACGUUCUGGAAAACACCUGUGUUCGAAGCUGGGAAUCUCUACGGGAUCUGUUUUCGGAACUGUGCCUUUGCCUGUGCUCGCCAACGGACCCUGGAAAGCCAUCUCCAGGUUCGGAGGAGCUGAAGUUGGCGGUUCUGCGAUGCCUGGAUGCUCUCUUGCAUUCAGCAUAUGGGGAUGUUGUCUUUAAACUCUAUGAACCUGCUAUGCUGCCUGGAAUCGGAGCUGCUGUGUCUUUAUUCCUGGCUUUGGCAGAGCAAGAGAAGUCCAGAGAAGUGCAGACAGCAGCUUUGAAGUGCCUACUCUCUCUGUUCCUGCAGUGUGACUGCUCAGGAACUCACGUUGAACCAAAAGAAAUGGAGAGGCAUGUUCUUGGAAGGACUUUGGCCACAUUUCUACCUGGGGUUACAAGGGCCUUGAGUCAAGUUAUUGGCGGAGAUGUAAGACAAGGGCAUGCAGUGACAGUAAAAGCCAUGAGGGCUUGGUACACCACAGUUGGGCUUGUUAUGGAUGAUGACCAGCUUCAAAAAGCUGGGCCAGAGAAUGUGAAAUCGUCUGAACUGGGUAAGGUUGGAGAACUUAUGGUUAAAAGGACUCCUUCUUGGAGCAAGACUACCUCCAAAAGACUUGCUUUGGCAUUGCAGAAAAUCAUUUCUUGUACCUCUGCACAUCAGCACUGGAGAGUAAGACUGGAACUGGUCAAUCUAUCUGACUACCUCCUCACCAACUGCAGUAAGUCCUUAGCAGAGAGUACUGGUUCUCUUCUAGAGGCACUGGUUGGAGCAAUCAAUGAUGAAGAACCUAAAGUGAAGGCAAGAUGCCAUGCAGUCCUGGAUAAAGUAUCGAAAAGAAACCAAGCUAAUGGAGGCCAAGCUCUCAAAGACGUCUUGUCGGAAAACUUGCACGGCUUGGCAUCUUCGCUGCCUCGACUCAUGAGAACAACAGAUGACCAGCACAAGCUCUUUGUGCUCAACGUCUUCCUGGGGUACCUGAAGAUCCUAGGACCCCAGGUGGAUUUGGUGCUGUCGUCAGCAGCGCAUCUUCAAAGGAUCUCCAAAGCACUGAUGCAGGUGCUGGAGUUGGAUGUCACAGAUGUGAGGAUUAUAGAAGAAAGAUCUUUUGUGCCUUCGUUGGACCUGGGGUCUGGUGCUCAUGAGGCACCGUGUCAGAGAAAAUACUUUCUCUACUUUACAGAUGAUAAGAUCUUUUCUGCCUUAAAGCAAGUUUGCCGGAUGUUAGGUCAGCAUGGAAACCUAUACCUUUUGGUAGAUCACUUUCUAGAUCUCUACAAGGAGUCUUCGGUUUAUCGUAAGCAAGCUGCCCUGGUUCUCAAUGAGAUCAUUUUGGGAGCUGCAGGAUUUGACGUGGAAGCAGAACGUUCAACCAGUACAGUCAACCAUUCAGAUAAUUCUGAAACAAACCAGGAGGACCUGAAAUCUGCAGUCAUGUCCAUCAUUGAGGAAUACAUCAGUUUGAGCAACUGGCAUCUCCCCACAGUAACAGAGCACUCUGAUGGAGAACACCAGGAGAAACUUCCAUCUCCAGUCUCCUCUAUUUUGAGUGGCCAUGAAGGAAACAGCCUGCAGAUGCUUUCAGCCUCUAGGGAUGGUACCAAACCUCUAACGCUCCACCAGCUAAACAGCAACAUCUGGCAGAUAUGCAUCCAGCUGGAGGGGAUUGGCUCCUUUGCUUUGGCUUUGGGCGUAGACUUCCGUCUUCUCUUGAUGACCUCCCUUUACCCAGUGCUGGAGAAGGCCGGAGACGAGUCUCUGCUGGUCAGCCAGUCUGCUCUCUGCUCCAUGCACAACCUUUGUGUAGCUUGCAGUUACAGCUCUCUCAAAGAACUGGUCAUCAGCAAUGCCGACUACCUGCUAAACGACGUCUCGCUAAACCUGGGCAGACCCAGCGUUCACCCUCAUGCCCCGCGAGUCCUCGCCGUGAUGUUCACCCAUUCAGAUGCCUCUCUUUUACCGAUUGUGUCCGACGUGGUGCAGGACGUUCUGACAACGCUUGAUCUGAGUUACGACCAGAGGUCCCUGCAGUUGUGUAAAGUACUGCACUCACUCCUGAAGGCACUGGUGAGAUGGUUUCCUUCCAGUGCUCGAGGCCACAAGCAGCCGUCUACAAUCACACAGACCCAGAACCCCGAGCCGCUGGACCUGCGGCAGUUUCUGCUGGACUACAGAAAGCAGAAAGAGCUGGCUGAAGGAAUCGGCAUUGAAGAGGAAGAUCCAGGUGAAACAGACAUGUCUUCAGGACCCCCGGGCCCUGAGGAAGAGGGUGAUGGGAUGGAUGAAGGUCCGGAUGUGAAGGCGGAGCUGCCUCUGCAUUUUUCUGUAGCUAAAGAUGUGAUGGAGCGCUGUAUUCACCUGCUCUCACACCCCAGCAUAGGAGUACGACUGAAGGUGUUGGACAUGGUGGAGCUGUGUGUGUAUGUGCUGUCUGAAACGGAAAAUGAGCUUUUACCCAUGGUGCACCGCUGCUGGCCUUCACUCCUUCACCGCCUCACCAACGAUGAUCCAGUGGCUAUUCCCCGAGCUUUUAGGGUGUUGUGUGUGCUGGGUGAGACGUGUGGAGACUUUCUGAGGAAGCGAGUGUCUAAAGAGGUUUUGCCCAGGCUGACCUCUGCCCUUUCCCGGCAGGCUGAGACCAGCGCCCGCUCCGGCCCGCUUUACACUCACACACUGGCCUACAAGCUGCAGCUGGCUGUGCUGCAGGGUCUGGGGCCUCUGUGUGUGCGCCUGGAUCUGGUGGAUUCAGAUCUGGACCAAACCUCCGAGGCCUGUCUGCCCUACCUGAGCUGCAGACAGCCAAUCAGACUGCAGGAGGCCUGCCUAAGUGUUUUCCGACAUCUGAUGCAGGUGGAUCCAGAUUCCUGCUGGUUCACUCUGGCUGAGCUGUGUUGUCCUGCGGAGUACGAGCCGCCCCACUCAGACCUGCUCCCAGUCAGACUGAACGGAACGGGCAGAGCAAGAAACGAGUACACAGACAACGUUCUCAAACUCCUUCACCACCUCCAGCUGCCUGAGGAGAACCGAACUCUGUCUGAUCCUGUGGAUCAGAACCAUCACAGCUGACUAAAGCAGUACUGAACCUUCCAUUCUGCUCUUAGAAACCGAUGGAAAUGGCUUGAUCUUCUACAGAAACAGAAGAUUUAUAAUGUUUUAUAGUUGUUCCCAGAAGGUCUUAAUGGAAAGUAUGUUAGAAAGUAAAUAUUGUUCUAAAUAUUGUACAUAUUGUUUGUUGUUUGAAUGUAAAUCUUUAAUGAACAUUCCGAAUUCCUCCAAGAUUGUUCCAAUGACUCUGAUUCUAUGUGAUUUUCACUUUUAGCCUCCUCCCCUUUAGUGGGUGUGGGAUCCUUAAAAGGGUUGGGCAAAAUGUUUAUGUAAUCAGGCUUUUAGGUAAACAGAUGCACAAACAA
Astyanax mexicanus (Mexican tetra) is the source of this 3731-nucleotide messenger RNA. It is a transcript of the gene tti1, whose product is annotated as TELO2 interacting protein 1. Bases 1 to 3387 code for a protein of 1128 amino acids. The transcript has 8 exons. Gene Ontology annotation, biological process: chromatin remodeling. Lineage: Eukaryota; Metazoa; Chordata; Actinopteri; Characiformes; Acestrorhamphidae. Gene Ontology annotation, cellular component: cytoplasm. The record is from RefSeq and is a predicted model, not a curated record.